Podarcis raffonei (Aeolian wall lizard) is the source of this 2087-nucleotide messenger RNA. Its product is annotated as melanin-concentrating hormone receptor 1-like. The record is from RefSeq and is a predicted model, not a curated record. Gene Ontology annotation, biological process: neuropeptide signaling pathway. Gene Ontology annotation, molecular function: neuropeptide binding; G protein-coupled receptor activity. The coding region runs from base 658 to 1881 and encodes 407 amino acids. Lineage: Eukaryota; Metazoa; Chordata; Lepidosauria; Squamata; Lacertidae. Gene Ontology annotation, cellular component: neuron projection; membrane. The transcript is spliced from 5 exons.
GGCGUGUGGGGUUUCUUCAUCUGCUCCCGGGACAAUCUGGACUGGAACCAUCUCGCUCGAAAGGAAAGCGGAGUGACACCGGUUAGGCAAGAUUCGAGAGGGGAGGGAGGUAGAGCUGUAAACGAGCAGCCGGCCGCCGCGCCUCCUCCCCGCAUCGGGACACCUGCGCCUCGGUUUUUUCUUUAGUGGGGUGUGAGCGUUUCUGCCUCUCCCCUCCUACAUCCCAUGAAGAUGAACGUAUGUUGAAGUCCAGCUCCCAUCAGCCCCAGCCAAAAUGGAACAUGUUCAUGGAUUAUGGGACCUGUGAUUCACUGACAUCUGGAGGGAUGUCCAAGAAGCAACUGGAACAUUCCCUCUUUAGAGUGCUCUAGAUGGCACCCGAGACAAGACAAGAAGAACCAUGUACAAUGGAGCCGAGUUGCUGAGUCUCCUGCCAAAAGAUGAACAACAGUCUUUCAAGGUUUAUCCCUGUACACACCAGUAUCAAACCAUAGAGCUUCUACUGAGGAAGGAGGCAAUUGGCAUUGUUUCAGUUUGGGCUUUGAGACAUAGAGUUGGCGUUCAUCUCCGGCACAGAGGCCUUCUGCUCCUUUGAAUGGCCAUGUUGGAUUUUCCUUGGCUCACCAGGACAGCUCCAUCCCUUGCCCAGGGCCCAUCAUGGCACUUUUGCUGGACAGAGUCCGCGACUUCUCUCCUGGCCUCAACAUAUCUCCUGGCCUUCUUAAUCCAUGGAUACUAAACCACUCUCAAAGGGAUUGUGAGCUAGAACCAGGCUGUGGUGAUCACACGCUGGCUGCUGGCAGCAGCUUCCUGGGGCCAGCUGUCCGCUUUGUGCUGCCCAUCAUUUAUGCCCUUAUCUGUGCUUCUGGUGUUCUGGCCAAUGGGAUGGUGAUUUCGGUCAUUCUGGGCUGCAAGCAGAAGGUAGUGUCCGACAUCUACAUUUUGAACCUGGCAGUAGCUGACUUACUCUUCUUGCUUGGUAUGCCGUUUGUCAUCCACCAACUUCUGCAGGAGCAAGGCUGGGUUUUUGGAGACUUUCUGUGUUGGGCUGCGACCACCAUCGACCUCAACAACCAGUUCAGUAGCGUGGGCAUUGUCACUCUGCUGUGUGUAGACAGGUACGUGGCAGUUGUGUACUCGUCCACCAUCGGCCAGAAACGGACCCUGCGGUGCACAACUCUGAUCAACGCUGGUGUGUGGGCUGGGAGCUUGAUUCUGGCCACGCCUGCAAUGCUCUAUGCCCGGGUGCACUGGGACAACAAGACGGAGAUCUGCCUCCUUGACUUACCAGGUCCCCACAGUGUAUACUGGUAUACCCUGUACCAGUCAUUGCUGGCUUUCCUGCUCCCCUUGCUGGUGAUCACUGUACUGUAUUCAUUGACUCUGCAGCACCUCUUCCGUGCCAUGCGCCGGGUGCGUCGGAAGCCAUCCGCCCGCAGCCAGAAGGUGACCCGCAUGGCCCUCACAAUCAUGGCUGCCUUUUUUGUCUGCUGGACUCCGUACCACGUGCUGCAGUUGGUCAACCUCAAUGCCACACCCUCUGCCACCUUUUUCUAUCUGUACCAGGCUACUAUUUGCCUCAGCUACGCCCACAGCUGUGUUAGCCCCAUCCUUGUCAUUUUCUGCACCGAGUUCUUCCGCGAGAGGAUGGCCCAGUCCAGGUAUUGCAGAUUCUUUACCAAGUGGAGGGCAAUACGAGAAAGCCAUUCCUUAUCUAUACCAGAAAUGACAGCUACGAUGUACAGUCCAGAAGCAAGCCAUGCUGCGUCUCCAUGCAUCGCCUACCCUCCAUUUGCAAUAGAGAUGCCUUUGUGCUCUGUAACUGAGACCACCAGAUUCAGUGUAGUUGUCAAUGGACAUGAGGAACCUAGUGGGUUUUGAGGACCCGCUUUGAUUUGGUUUAGAUCUCAGCUUGAAACAUUGGCACACCCUGAAGUUCUGGAAGAGUGGUGAUGAGGGAGAGAUACAGACGGGAAGACUCCUGAUUCUGGAAGGCUGUUGUAAGAGCAUGGCAGCAAGUGGGAAAACUGUUAGUGACGACUAAUAAGACAAGAGACAUUGAAUGAAUUAAAUGAAACAAUAAUUCA